Molecule: messenger RNA, 1029 nt
Organism: Fonsecaea multimorphosa CBS 102226
Lineage: Eukaryota; Fungi; Ascomycota; Eurotiomycetes; Chaetothyriales; Herpotrichiellaceae
Exons: 2
Coding region: 1-1029 (342 amino acids)
Cellular component (GO): cytoplasm
Source: RefSeq, a predicted model, not a curated record
AUGGUGUCAUCGUCAUCCAGACGCCGGAAAGAAGCAUACGUCGAGAUGGACAGGGAGGAGCACCAAGAUUACCACCAUGGAGGCCCAUCAGAAGAUUCCAACACGCCCGACGGCCGUGUCGAAACGGUCCUGAUCGGCCUCUCGGGCCCGUCGUCAAGCGGCAAGACGACCCUGGCGAGACUGUUGCGCGAGAUCUUCAACCUGGAGAACGACGGGUGGAAGAUUAGUUUGUUUAUUCUGCAUCAGGAUGACUUUUAUAAGACGGACCAGGAAAUCCCGACCGUCACCGUCUCAUCCAAGGAUUUCGGCGCGCGCGAACUCCAGGACUGGGACUGCAUCGACUCCCUGGACCUCGCGCUGUUCGAACACACCCUCACACACAUCCGCGACCACGGCGAUCUGCCGCCGGACAGCGUGUCGAAGGAGGACCAGAACAGCGUCGGGAACAGCGGGGUUUCUGCCGCGGAGGUGGCUGAGCAAAGAGAGAGAGCCAGGGCAAGGAUAGACGAGUUGUUCCGCCGACGAGGAGAUGGCGGGGGGACGACAGGGGAAGCAUCUUCUCGAACGGGCGGGGAGAUACGCAUCUACAUCGUCGAAGGAUUCCUCCUGUACCCUCAGCAGCAGCCGUCGUCCUCUUCAGCCCCGUCUUCCGACUACCCUCACUCCACGGCCGGGAUAAACCACCUGCGCCAUCUCGUCCACACGCUGCUCCACCCGCUCUUAUUCCUCCCCUCGACGCGCACGCAGACCCUCGCCCGCCGCGCCGCCCGCUCCGGCUACGUCACCCUCGAGGGCUUCUGGACCGACCCGCCGGGCUACGUCGAGGAUCUCGUCUGGCCCAACUACAUGCGCUACCACGGCUGGAUGUACAAGGAUGGAAACGUCGACGCCGAUGUCUUUGACGAGGAGAGCUGUCAGAGGGAAGGCGUGAGCAUCUGUCCCGGCGCGGGGUCCUGGAGCAUGAAGGAGGUACUUGAAUGGGGGGUCCAGAGGGUGGAAGAAGUCGUCCAACAGCGCAUGAAGAUGUAA